AUGAGUCCGGGAACGUCCUCUUGCCAUACGGCAUUGAUGAACAUCCUUUCCUCCCAGUCGUGUUAUUCUACCACCGUGAUGAAUGAUGUCAACGGAAAUAUAGUCGGCAACAACGUUGGUGGACAGAUGCAGAUUUCGUCUGCAGGUUGUGAAAGCGUGGACGUUGUUCGCGUCUGGGAUUGUAACCAGCUGGCGGCUUGUGAUGAGGAAGUUCGUGAUUGCCAAUAUACGCAGCAGUCAAUUGAUCCCAAUGGGGUUGACCAAGUUUUCGAGAUUUUGGGCAGUCAGCAACAAUCGGAUAUGUUUGCAUCGGUGGAAGGAAAGUAUACGAUCAAUCUCGACUAUGUUCCCGAAUUAAGUAAGGCGGAAAACAUCGGGGAGAGGAAUUUGGCACAAGGCUUAUCCAUCUGGUCGGGGGAUCUUUCGCGUGAGCUAUUGGCUAUUGAGUUUGAGUCCAGCGCGGGUUCUUCCUUGCCAUCGGAUAACUCUGCUCUUCCUAUGUCAGGCGCAGCAUUUGCCUGCGCUAAUUCAGAGCCAGCACCCCAAGUUGCUAGCCCUCUGGGAGAUGAGGCAUGCCCAUUCGACUUUGCAUCAGCUUUUGGUUCGAUCGAUAUGUCCCAGGUCGCCUCAUUGCAAUUCAGUUCCCCGUAUGAUUCGAAUUAUACUUUCUCCCCCGGUAUAUUCCAAGUCUCAACAAGCGGGUCGGGAAAACAAACUGAUAACCCGUUAACUCCAUCGUCGGUGGUUUCACAAAGCUUGCGUCUGGAUACGUCCCAUCUCGAAAAAGCGGAUCCGGUCUUUGAUUUAUUUUCCCCACUAUACACAUCGGGUUCGCCCUCGACCAGUUCACUACCGUCGCCACCAUUGAGUCCGAUGACAUACUGCAGGGAGGCUUUGUCGAAAGCUAUGAAUGAUUCGAGUGACGUUGGUUUGGCACCGAUGGAUAGUGAAGCUCCCGCCGUAAUGGAGCGCACUACCCCGAUCCGGCGCAAAUCCGCCCCUCCCAAGACUCUUGUGUGCAACUGGCCAGGCUGCACCAAAACUUUUACGAGAAAAUUCAACCUUAAAGUACACCAGAAAGUUCAUACCGGGCAGGACUUUUUUACUUGCCAGCACCCACCUUGUUCCCGCCAAUUUGCUCGUCGCCACGAUCUGAUCCGUCAUAGCCGCUUGCAUACUAAUGAGCGACCAUUUGUGUGCACUUGGUGCGGAGCUGGGUGGUGCAGGAGCGACGCACUGAAAAGGCAUUUGAGGAGGUGCGUUGAGAGCAUGCACGUGUAAGAGUGGUACGAGUUAUGGUUGCAUAAUUGUAGGGGGUGAAAUGAGGGGCGAAGCGUUGAUUUACUUACUGAUAUAUAGGGAUUACAUACUGAUGUAUAUUGCACAUAUUAAUGGAUUCUAAACAUUUUGUAAUAGGUAGCUAGGUUUAAACAGAAUAACAGUAAUCUUACCUACCUAGGAUACUCCUAAAAAUAAAAUGUCGAACACUGUCUGGCA
Molecule: messenger RNA, 1497 nt
Organism: Spizellomyces punctatus DAOM BR117
Lineage: Eukaryota; Fungi; Chytridiomycota; Chytridiomycetes; Spizellomycetales; Spizellomycetaceae
Exons: 2
Coding region: 1-1281 (426 amino acids)
Biological process (GO): regulation of transcription by RNA polymerase II
Cellular component (GO): nucleus
Molecular function (GO): RNA polymerase II cis-regulatory region sequence-specific DNA binding; DNA-binding transcription factor activity, RNA polymerase II-specific
Source: RefSeq, a predicted model, not a curated record